This is a messenger RNA of Pteropus alecto (black flying fox), 1729 nucleotides long. RefSeq lists its product as uncharacterized. Bases 1175 to 1438 code for a protein of 87 amino acids. The transcript has 3 exons. The record is from RefSeq and is a predicted model, not a curated record. Lineage: Eukaryota; Metazoa; Chordata; Mammalia; Chiroptera; Pteropodidae.
AAAGAACAACUGGGGCAGUUAUUUCCAACCUCCCAGUCUGGGCUAAUUCUCCUAGGCUCUACCACAGUACCCUCUACUGUCCCUAUCCAGUCUGCUAGGUAAUGCUCUGAUGAUCUCUUUCAAUACUCCCAUCUCUAACCCAGAUGAUAAGCCCUCUGAGGGAAAAGACUAUGCCUGUCUUCUUUACUGCUGUAUCCCCAUGCCCAGCACAUUGCCUGCAUGUAGCAGACACUCAAUAAAUAUUGAAUGGAUGACUGUAGGAACAAAAAUCACAGGAAGGUCAGUCUCAGCUCAGAGAGGAAGGGCUGUGACCCUCUGGCUAUUAAGCAACUUGGCCGAGGCCACUCAGCCAAAAACUAUUUCCAUAUACUGGCCUGUCUAGACCGGGCCCUCCCUUGUGGCCUGUUCCUCCUCAGCCCAGGGUCAUUCAAGUGAAAUGAGGCAGGCAAGAAAGGCAAUCAUCAGAGCAGAAGCCAAGAAGAUUGAGAGUAGGAGAGGGAAACGGGAAAGCACUACUGAACAGCAUCCCAAAGAUCUUUUCUUGCUGUUACUGAUGUCUCCGUCAUUGAUGGUAGAGCUCCAAAAUCUGACUCCAUCCCUACAAAAGAGGAGCUAGUGCCCUUAAUCUUAGAAAUAAACCCCAACUUCACCCCAUUAGUGAUAGGCCUUAGCUCCCCCUUAAGAGUGAAUCCGCCUCCGUUAAAGAAAUGCUCUAACUCCGCCCCUUCCGGGUAAUAGGCAAGCCCCACCCCUGGUGCGUGACGGAGUCCCCGUGGCGUAACGGUAACGGUCUGUUUCCGGGGUGGAGCCAGGGAGGGCGGGAGUUUAGGCUGCGCCAACCCCUCAGCCCCCCUCCAGGUGACCCCAGUCCCCGAAAAUCCUAAGCCGGGCCCCAAAUAUCCCAGCCUCAUGGCCGCAAUGCCUUUCGCCCUGACCCCCUAAAAGCCCCAGGCUCCCGAGGUGACCAACCUCCUAAUUCCUUAACGUUUAGUACCUCCAAAAUCUUUGAUCCCACCCUUCCCCUGUAUGGCAAUUGAGGCUUCCCGGGGGCAUCUGCCUCUGAUUACCUGAUAACAAAUCAGACUGGUCCUGAGAAUGACAGAGGAGGGGUCUGGGGUUGGGGAACCCUUGAUCUGAUUGUGCCGCUUCCCAGGAGACGUUCGGAGCCCGGGACAUGUCGGGAUUGAGGAGAUACGAGGUGGCGCUGGAGGCGGAGGAGGAGAUCUACUGGGGCUGCUUCUACUUUUUCCCGUGGCUGCGCAUGUGGCGGAGGGAGCGGAGCUCGGCGCACCCCCGGGAGCAGAAGCUGGAGCCUCUGCGGGGCCUGAUGAGUUGUCUGUCAAGCGGCCUGGCCCCUGUUCCCCAGCGCUGGGGUCGCGGCCUCCCCCGCCGCACCCCCGCCGCCACUGCCCAGCCAGCCAGUGCAUUAAAGAUUUAAACCGAAGCCACCGUGCUUCCCUCCUGACUCUGCCGCCGCUGCUGCUGUUCGGGCUGGGUGCCCCUCUCCAUGCUGGCUGUGACCUUAACUGGCAGGGCCACCCUCCCAAAUAGGGUGCCUUCCAUGUCCAGGUCCCUGUUAUACCUAAGGGCCCCUCAUCAGUAUCAGGCCUCCUGUUUACUAUCUGUGACUGCUCUUCACUCCGUGCCCCUCCCUUACACACACACACACCCAUCACUGUGAUAGCCUAUAUGGAGGAAAUAAAUAGUCCUGCUUUUGUCUUCCUCCCAA